AUGGACGCACUCGCAAUUACUCGUGUUUGCCUUCGGGUUGCAUUCGCAAUCGACAAUAAAUAUGGCUACGUACCGCUCUCUGAGACCGAUCCAAACUACGUUGCCGAGAUCAAUCGUGAGAAAUUGUGCCAGUUUCCACCAUGCAGGUGUACCAACUGCAACAUCGAUUCUGGGAUCAAACUGAUUGAAAAUCUGAAAGAAUUAUCACGGCACAACUUUGAUGAUGUGAUGAACGAUCGGUUCAAAUUUACUGAAGACUCAAUCAUUGAGUCUAAGAAGCGAAAGCAAACCCGACGUGUUGAAAACUCACUGUUGGGGGCUGAAUCCAACAAAGCAUUAGUUGAUAAAUUCAAAAAUUACAUGCUCUUGUAUUUCCGGGAGUACUACAAUGCUCGCAUGGGCCGAUCAUCACGUUUUUCCGCCUGCGACCUAUUCCGAGAGGAACAUGUUGAUGCAAUCAUUUUGCAUUUCGAGGACUUGGACAACUUAGAUACUCUUGAGAGAAUCAUUGGCGGUGAAGUCAUAGAUGGACAGAUUCAAUUUUUAAUGAACUCAAUUGCUAAAUUCAAAAACGACCCCGACUAUCAACAACAUAUCGUAAAUCAGGAGCGACUAAAGGAAGAAGCCGAAGAGGCUAAGAAGAAGAAGAGAAGGGAAUCGGCAGCUCGUUAUCGUGCAAAGAAAAAAGCUCUUGCAGCAUCUCAAGCUAGCAUUACAACCACUACAAAUAUUCCUAACAAAUCAAACUGA
Messenger RNA from Puccinia graminis f. sp. tritici CRL 75-36-700-3, 750 nucleotides. RefSeq lists its product as uncharacterized. Bases 1 to 750 code for a protein of 249 amino acids. Lineage: Eukaryota; Fungi; Basidiomycota; Pucciniomycetes; Pucciniales; Pucciniaceae. The transcript has a single exon. The record is from RefSeq and is a predicted model, not a curated record.